Molecule: messenger RNA, 2651 nt
Organism: Eriocheir sinensis (Chinese mitten crab)
Lineage: Eukaryota; Metazoa; Arthropoda; Malacostraca; Decapoda; Varunidae
Product: oxysterol-binding protein-related protein 11-like
Exons: 13
Coding region: 158-2500 (780 amino acids)
Cellular component (GO): membrane; intracellular membrane-bounded organelle; cytosol
Molecular function (GO): sterol binding
Source: RefSeq, a predicted model, not a curated record
AUGUCACUUCUUUACUCUCCCCACAUGUUUCCUGUUCUCAAAGACCACACUAGCAAAUUUUAGACAGGAAAACACGAAAGAAGAGCAAAAAAACACGAUAUCUACCAGUUUUGGGGGUGAUUUAGGUGGCGGAACAGCUGACUCUCAGGACGGAGAGAUGGAUGAACACCUACGGCAGCCAUACGAAGGUCAACUGAUCAAGUUUACAAAUGUGGUGAAGGGUUGGCAGGGUCGCUGGUUCAUCCUCAACCCUGAGAUCGGAACUUUAGAAUAUUACUUGAGUGAGUGUGACAAACAUGAGAGGGCACGUGGCAGUAUCCAGCUGGCUGGUGCCGUUAUCUCCCCAAGUGAUGAGGACCCGUAUACCUUCACUGUGUCGCCAGCAGCAGGGGAGUCAUACAAACUGCGAGCUGUGGACACAAGAGACCGACAGAUGUGGCUCAACAGGCUCAGAGUAGUGGCUGAGAUGCACACCCGAGCAAUUGCUCAUAACCAUCCUCCACUGGCACCUCGAGAGCAUCGAACUAGUGCUGCGGGGGCAGGUGGUAGUGGGCAACAGGCAGCAGCUCCUCCCCCUAUGGGUUUAGCAGUGCUGGAUGCCUUCACUCAGGUGGCCGAGGUGUUGGAGGAGGCACGUAGACAGCACAGUGCACUCGCUACAGCUAUUGAGGAUAUGCCUUCCUUUGGCCCAGGCAUGAAGUGUACAGAACCAAACCUCCUCCUCCUGAAAGCCACAAGUCAAGCUACACUCCUGUGCCUUGACCAAUGUCUUGGAGUGUUGCGGACACAGCACAUGUCCGCUCCCCACCACCAACCCUCUACACCUGUCACCAGUGUAAGGGUGGGGGGCCUGGGAGCACGUUCCUCUCCCCGCUGUUCCCCCCUCCUGGGACGCUCCCCUCGCUUCCACCGCCGCACUGCUUCGGAAGCCUCCUCGGCCUCCAUCCAGCGGCGGCGGUCCUCUCCCACUGCGUACGUACACACAGCAUGGCCCACCUCACCCUCAGCCACCACACUCAAACACCUCAUUGCUCGACUUGGCUCUCCAUCCCUGCGCUCUUCGUCGCCAUCACUGAGGGCAAGGACUGCACCACACUCCCCAACACCUGGCUCCACUCAGAGCUUUGGCAACCACCCUCUCUCUGGAAUCACAGGCCAGUCAGUGGCAUCCUUCACCUCGGGCCCCAGUGUGUGCCAGCCACCAGGCGAGGGUCAAGGCAGCACCAAUUCCUGCUCAUCUUCUCUUGCAUCUGUCACCUCCACACCCACUCCACCUCCAACACUAUUAUCACGAACUGGCACUAGUGAAAAUGAGUCCGAGGUGAGUGAUGAAGAAGGUCCAGAUGGUGAUGGGGACCUGGGGGAAGUUGGGGAUGGGCAGCGGUCUGUCAUCAUGCACAUCAUCUCUCAGCUGCGCCUGGGCAUGGACCUCACCCGAGUCACCUUACCAACAUUCAUCCUUGAGCGCCGAUCCCUCCUUGAAAUGUUUGCUGAUUUCCUCGGACACCCUGACUACUUUAUGAGAAUUGGGGAUGCUAACACGCCUGAAGAACGCAUGCAAGAGGUGGUGAAAUGGUAUCUGACAAGCAUCCAUGUGGGUCGCAAUGGGUCAGUGGCCAAGAAGCCCUACAACCCCAUCAUUGGUGAGGUGUUCCACUGCAGCUGGAAGGUUCCCAGAGACAACUGUCCAUCCUUGGAGGUAGAUGAUGCUCCAGAGGGCAAGUCAGAUUCCAAGAAAUACAUCACAAUCAAAUUCUCUGCUGAACAAGUUUCACACCAUCCACCAGUUUCUGCUUUCUUCUUCGAGUGCCCAGAAAAGCAGCUCAGUAUUAAUGCCCAUAUAUGGACCAAAUCUAAGUUCAUGGGCAUGUCUGUGGGUGUUAACUUGGUUGGAGACAUCACACUAGUACUGGGGAAGAUGAAGGAGAGCUACAGCCUUGCCAUGCCCUCAGCAUAUGCACGCAGCAUCCUCACAGAGCCGUGGGUGGAGCUGGGAGGAAGAGUUAAUAUUUCUUCACCUGAAUCUGGCUGUCAAGCCGUCAUAGUAUUCCAUACAAAGCCAUUCUAUGGAGGAAAGCUGCAUCGUGUGACAGCUGAGGUGAAGAACAGCAGUGGUGCAACACUCACACGGGUGCAAGGAGAAUGGGAUUCUGUCCUCGAAUUUUCAUAUGCCAAUGGAGUGCAAGAGAUUUUAGAUGUCAACAACAUUCCAAUGGUGUGUGCAAAGCGAGUGCGGCCACUAGGUCAGCAGGCGCCCAAUGAGUCAAGGCGACUAUGGUUGGAUGUGAGUGUGGCGUUGGCCCGAGGGGAUGUUGAGACAGCUACUAGCCACAAAAGGGCCCUUGAGGAGCAGCAGCGCAAGGAUGAGCGUGAGCGAGCAGCAUGUAACAUAACCUUUCCUACGCGCCUUUUCAGCUCUCCUGCUCCAGACCACUGGGAGUAUAACCAUCUCCCACCCUAUACAUUUGUUACCUGCCCCAUCCCUUCACAGAGUCAGUAAAAAAUGUUUCACCUUUAUUCAAUGUUCAGUGUAAUACUCAUCCAUGAUCAUGAUGAUCAUCAUCACUGCCACAAUUGUCAUCAUUACAUCAUUUUUCACAUAGACAGGUUGGGGGUAAAAAUAUAUUAUUGAAAUAUACAUAAUCCUUAUA